CUUAAAUUGCAUCAAGAAAUUAGAAGAACUUAAUCCCAGAACUCCCACAAACCCCACAUGGGAUUUCUUUAAAAAAAAAUAAAAAUUCUUUUAAUAUGUUUUCCAGUAAAUAUAGUUUCAGGUCCACAGUACUAUAGUAGUCUGUUAAAGUAUGGCCCAAGAACAAUUGGGCUAUCUUCUGCAACUUUUGGCCCAUAAGUAAAUUAAAAACGACAGCGUUCUGUUCGUCUGCCCUAGUCUUCAAUAUCUUUCAGCUUCCACAGUUCCAUUGAACUCAGAAUUCAGAACAAUCGACUGAGCUUGCCGCCGAUUAACGGGCUUCAGCUCUGCUCUCAGAAAGUAAGUCGGGAUUUUAUUGUUUCAGGUUUCUAUUUUUUUUUUUGGUAAAAUUUUUAAGUCUCAGUUGUGAAAUUGAUUGUCCCACCUGUGUGAAUGAACGGACGUUUCUUUCUGAGGAUUUGGAUGGUUUAUUAGGAUGUGUUUGUGGUUUAGAGUUCAGUAUGGUUUUCGAUUUUCUCUUCAUUUUGACGAAUUACAUUUCCAGUAUGAAAUUAGUGAUGAACAUUUGCAAAAAAAUUUAUGGCAGAAGAGAGUUAUUUUAAGAAAGGGGGGUUUUAUCAAUAGCUUUGUUGAUUGAGACGGGAUUGCGAUAUCAUGCUGAAGCAGUUGUGCAAUAGGGGUUCUGCCACCGGGAUUGAUAAACUCCGACCUUUAUUAGCUGCACAAAAAGCCAGCUUUCAUGGUGGGAAGGCAUAUUCUGCACCACGGAGCUUUUUUGGAGUGGAAGAUUACGUUGAUGAUGAUAAUAGCCGGCCAUACACUUAUCAGAAGGAAAAGAGGUCCAAGAAUCCCAACAAGCAUGUAUCUUUCAAGCAACGGACUAUAGCAUACAUGGAACCCUUUACACUUGAUGUUUUCAUCUCAAAGCGAUUUGUUUCAGCCUCAAUAACUCACAGAGUGACAAGCAAGCAAGUUGCAGUUGCGGGUACGAAUUCCAAAGACAUCAAAGCGGUUCUUAAAUCAAGAUCCGAUAUACCUGCAUGUAUGGCUAUCGGACGUAUCUUGGCAGAGAGGGCAAGAGAAGCAGAUGUUUACACUGCUUCUUACACGCCCCGAGACAGAGACAAGUUUGAAGGAAAGAUUAGAGCAGUUGUACAAUCCCUUAUUGACAGUGGAAUUGAUGUAAAAAUAUACCUUGAUUGAUGUCAAUUCAAUAAAUCAUCCCUUUGUUUCUUUUUGUUUUCUGCCAGCAGGACCCAUUGCAUCCUCUUCUUUAACACCAUUGCAAUUUCAGUGAUCAAUGUUACAACUUACGG
Oldenlandia corymbosa var. corymbosa is the source of this 1316-nucleotide messenger RNA. NCBI's taxonomy places the organism in Eukaryota, Viridiplantae, Streptophyta, Magnoliopsida, Gentianales, Rubiaceae. The record is from the annotation of a GenBank genome assembly.